Chaetomium strumarium is the source of this 979-nucleotide messenger RNA. RefSeq lists its product as uncharacterized. The coding region runs from base 289 to 756 and encodes 155 amino acids. The transcript has a single exon. Lineage: Eukaryota; Fungi; Ascomycota; Sordariomycetes; Sordariales; Chaetomiaceae. The record is from RefSeq and is a predicted model, not a curated record.
ACCGACCAGCUUAUUAAUGAACAUGUGUGCACCUGUUGUUGGUAUUAUGGCUCAACCUUUACAUCACAUCAAACCACAUCUACAACCUCUCCCAACCGGUACAGGAGCGUUUUCUACCUACCACCACAAAGUUCGCUCCCUUCGAUCAAAGGCUUUAAUUACCGAUUACCCAACUUCGCCUACAUAUCUCAUUUACCUACCUAUUUCUAGGAAGCAUCCGUGCACCUCAACACUUGGAAAUGGACGGACUAUAUCGGGAUAUCUUUGACCUUGAACCCGACGCCUGGGAUGACGACCUCUACGCCAAAGCCGAAGAGUUUCUCCAGAAAUGCUCUUGCAACCGCUGCUCUUCGCGUUGCGCUCUGUGCAGGUUCAUUCAGUCUAUGGUACCACCUUCCCACCGGCGUCAACGUGAUAUGCCUAGACAGCGGAAAUCGUCUCGAAAUCGUCUCGUCCACUCCGAACAGCGAGUCACCUAACCGGAAGGAAGCAGCAGCAUCGCUGGGGCCCGACGAGCCCAACGAUACGAGAACCAGACCUGGCGAUACAUCCGAUGGGCGCUGCUAUCUGCCCCCAGUGAGGCGGCCACUCAGAUAUUGUUCAUGCUGCCACCCCCAAUGCUGUGUACAUGCUCAGGACCAGCAUCGAAGGUAUGGGCCUGACAGAUCACUCGACAGGAUAUACAUAUGGCAUGGCGAAGAUCAACUGUUUGCAUUCAUAUGCUUUAGUCGCUCGCCCGCUUUGCAACUUUUAUGAGGUCGGAAGUUCGUAUCACGUCGCCGGAAGACUUUACAGGGUUUGAGAGCGGGUCAGGUUAUAUAUGGGCAGACGUACGGGAGAGGGACUGCUCACGGACUUGGUGUCUGGGCUAACUGCAACUAUCCUCGCAUCUGGCUCUCGAUCUGGUAUUGGAUUCGACGGCAGGCAGAAUUGUUGAUCAGCGAGGUAACCUAGGAGAUGGCUUUAUCUAAUUGAUUUU